UGAGCAAUGAGCAGGAGUGGGAGAAUACUAUGGAAAGCCUGCCCUUGGACACAUCCAAACCUGGGAAUGUCAGUGAAGGAUGCUUGGAACAAGCUGAUAUGAAUGGCCUUCUGGAUACUGAAGAGGUCAAGAUGAUUGGAAGUCCAGAAGGAUUAGAAUGUCGAUCGCUCCACCACCCAGAGAAGAGAGGAAAUGCAGCUUUCCUUUCUGAGGAAGGCCGCAGAGAUUUAAACGAAAGCACCUUCCAGCAUGGCAUCCAUCAGAUCUUUGAUCUUCUGGAGAAUCAGAGGCAGCAAAUAAAGGAAAAGCCUUAUAAAUGUCCAUACUGCAGAGAAGGCUUCCAGGAUCGAUCACACUUGGUUGUCCAUGAGAGAAUCCACACUGGAGAAAAACCCUUCAGGUGCUCAAACUGUGACAAAUCCUUUUCCCAGCGCACUAACCUUCUGAGACACGAGAGGACCCACACAGGAGAGAAACCCUACAAGUGCAUAGAUUGUGAGAAGAGCUUCAACCAGAAGGCCUCUCUCGUCAUUCACAAGAGGACCCAUACGGGUGAGAAGCCAUAUGGCUGCUUGGAAUGUGGGAAGAACUUCAGUACCAGCUCUCAGCUUAUAACGCACAAGAGGAUACAUUCGGGUGAGAAGCCCUAUCAGUGCUCAGACUGUGGACAGAGCUUCAGUCGGAGACCACACCUCGUUGUACAUGAGAGGAUGCACACAGGAGAGAAACCAUAUAGCUGUCCGGACUGUGGACAAAGCUUCCGGAACAGCUCAGUUUUUACAGUUCACAAGAGGACACAUACAGGAGAGAAGCCAUAUAAAUGCUCAUAUUGUGGACAGAGCUUCAGUCGAAAGACCAAUCUCAUUAAGCAUGAGAGGAUUCAUACAGGAGAGAAACCUUUUAAGUGCCCUGAGUGUGACCAGUGCUUCAGGUCGACCUCAUUGCUCAAAGCUCACAAAAGGACCCACACAGGGGAAAAACCAUAUAAAUGCAUUGACUGUGAGAAAAGAUUCUGCGGUCUCACAGGGCUUCGCAAACAUAAGAAAACUCAUGUAGGAAUGAAGCUGUAAUGACCCUUGGAGGACAGGAAGGGUUGUGGUACAAAGAUCUGACCGCAUCUGGCUAGCGCUUAAAAAUCUCCACUGAGUAGGAGUUGAAGUUUUGGUUCUUCCCUUGGAACAGUGUAGGUUCCAGGCUAUCUGAAGGACUGUCCUUUUUUCCUAUGAAUUUGUCCCUGCUGCAAAUGCCUACAGCUUCAAAAGUGAGGUGGAUGGCCCCCAGAAAAUGGCCUUUUUUGUGGUGGCCCCAGACU
This is a messenger RNA of Heteronotia binoei (common prickly gecko), 1312 nucleotides long. RefSeq names its product zinc finger protein 239-like. Bases 30 to 1070 code for a protein of 346 amino acids. Gene Ontology annotation, cellular component: nucleus. Gene Ontology annotation, molecular function: RNA polymerase II cis-regulatory region sequence-specific DNA binding; DNA-binding transcription factor activity, RNA polymerase II-specific. The record is from RefSeq and is a predicted model, not a curated record. The transcript has a single exon. NCBI's taxonomy places the organism in Eukaryota, Metazoa, Chordata, Lepidosauria, Squamata, Gekkonidae. Gene Ontology annotation, biological process: regulation of transcription by RNA polymerase II.